Messenger RNA from Rana temporaria (common frog), 1371 nucleotides. Its product is annotated as gastrula zinc finger protein XlCGF17.1-like. Gene Ontology annotation, biological process: regulation of transcription by RNA polymerase II. NCBI's taxonomy places the organism in Eukaryota, Metazoa, Chordata, Amphibia, Anura, Ranidae. The record is from RefSeq and is a predicted model, not a curated record. The transcript has 2 exons. Bases 45 to 1160 code for a protein of 371 amino acids. Gene Ontology annotation, molecular function: RNA polymerase II cis-regulatory region sequence-specific DNA binding; DNA-binding transcription factor activity.
UCAUAGAGGAGGACACUCCUACAGAGAUCAGCACAGGACACGCCAUGGAGAAACCCUCGAAGGAUCGUCUCACUUUAUCUCCAGGUUGUAAAAUGGAAGACGAGGACAUCACAGGAGAUUGUGCCGAAGAAAGGCCAUUGCUUUACAAUGUGGAUAGACCAUGGAAUCUUUCUGGUUCAGAACCACCAUGUACUGUGGGGGAUGGAGACGAAACUCAAGAGAAGAAGAAAUUUCCCUGUUCUGAAUGUGGGGAAAUUUUCAGCUCUGUGUUAGGUCUCCAAGUACAUCAGAGAUCUCACACGGGUGAGGAGCUUUAUUCCUGUCCUGAGUGCGGGAAACGUUUUCUUCAUAAUUCAGAACUCGUCGUACAUUACAGAUCUCAUACAGGAGAGAAGCCGUAUUUCUGCACUGAGUGUGGGAAAUGUUUUUCACAGAAGUCUUAUCUUGCUAGACAUUAUAGAUUACAUACGGGUGAGAGACCCUUUGUCUGCCUUGAGUGUGGAAAAUGUUAUACUCGAAAAUCUGAACUCAUUAUACAUCAAAGAUCUCAUACAGGGGAGAAGCCGUAUACCUGCCUUGAGUGCGGGAAGCGUUAUUCACGGAAAUCAGAUUUUGUUAUACAUCAGAGAUCUCACACGGGGGAGAAGCCGUAUACCUGCCCUGAGUGCGGGAAAUGUUUUUCACAGAAGGCCAAUCUUAACACACAUCAGAGGUCUCACAUGGAAGAGAAGCCGUAUUCCUGCCCUGAGUGUGGGAAAUGCCACACACAGAAAUCCCACCUUCUUAUACAUCAAAGGUCCCACACAGGUGAGAAACCGUAUUCCUGCUUUGAGUGCGGGAAACGUUUCUCAGAUAGGACUGGCCUUUCCAGACAUGAGAAGUGUCACACGGGGGAGAAGCCGCAUUCCUGUCCUGAGUGUGAAAAAUGCUUUUCACAGAAGUCCAGUCUUAGCGAACAUCAGGUAUGCCACAAUCAGGAAAAGGUAUUUUCCUGCCCCGAGUGUGGAAAAUGUUUUCCGCGAAAAUCAGAUUUUGCCAGACAUCAAAAAUCUCACACGGGGGAGAAGCCGUUUUCCUGCCCCGACUGUGGGAAACUUUUUACACGGAAGUCUACUCUUACCAAACAUCAGGAAACCCAUACCACGUUUGAGGCAUAUUAGUGUCCUGAGUGCGGGAAAUGUCUUCUAUAUGAAUCAUGUUUUGCCGCAAAUCAUAGAUCUCACGCUGAGAGGAAGAACACCUUGACAGGCAGUAUAGACAUGGUUGAGCGCUACUUUGAUCUUCAGAUAAGAAACAAUUUACAGUGGAACCUCGGAGUACGAGCAUAAUCCGUUCCAGGAGAAUGCUCGUAAUCCAAAGUACUCGCAUAUC